AUGCGCGACGAGCGCUCAACCAAAGCACGAGAAUUUUCAGAGGCACAGCAGCAUAUCGGGCGUCUCAUGUCAGUGAUGGGGUUUAAACCCGACUCAGGCCACUCCAAGCCAUCCAAGAUGCGGUCCAAAUCAAUUAUCGCCCCCUCCCCAAUCGCAUCAGCCCAACAGCAAACGCAUUCCGGAGACGAGCAGACAGAAUCUCUGCUAGAAGAUCCAGAGACCACGUCAUUUGACUCAGUAACACCUCAUCUUGUCGGCCGCAGCCCCAAAAGACCCAGAGACAGCACCUACGCUAGGGUCGAAACACCAGCCCGACUUCACGAGAAGAGGGCCAAAAAUCCAUCCCGGGUGGGCAGCAUGCGGCCACGCUCUGAGCGAAGAGCGCUCGAAGAAGCAGACCAUAACAGCCAAUCCAGUUCCCAGAGCAGCCGCAGGUCAAAUGCCAGUCAGCAUGAAACUUUCGAAGAGAGUCAAUAUAUGGACGAAAACCAUCUCCAGGGGAUAGAUCUAGAUAUGGAUUUGGAGCUCACGAAGGACUUCAUUUUUACUAGCACGUCUUUGUCUCAGGCAAAUGAUAAUCUACCUUCUCAAAUCCUACCGUCCUGGAGCCAGAGGGAUUCUCUCGCUAUCAAACUCACCAAUGUCCCGAAAGAAACAAGCGCUGUGGACUUAUGGGAGGCUUUCCACAAAGAAGGAAGCAUCUUCACUAUCGACCUCUUUGAGGAUAGCCAUGGGAACAGAAGGACAGAUGGUAAAGUCCGCUUCAAACCACCUCCGGCGACAGACUUUUGGAAGACAGGAACCUACGAGAUAGCCUCACCAGAUGGCCAAGUUACAACUAUUUCCAUACGUCCGGAGUUCCAUCUGGCUUUUAACAGAAUAGUCGAGAGCCCAGUCGGCCGUGACGUUUCAUACCCCGUCGAGGUUAAAAUCCCAAUCGCGUCCAUGGAUAUCGGAGUUUUGGUGGACGAAAAGACAAUGCUUCCCAUGCGCACUGUUGGCUUAGGUGCUGAUGAGCAUCCAUUCUUACUAUUCGAUUUGAAAGCCAGGGCCAUGAUGGUCUAUUUUCAACUUCCAAUACUCUUCAAUCCCAAGAGCAAGCUCCAGGCAGGCGAUAAGUAUAACCAAUACCGUCUGAAGAUUCCUCUUGUGCAAUUAACCCGGAUUCUUCAGUCUGGUGACCCUGCAUCGAAAAUAUCUCACUUGCUAGUGCUGGACUCUCCACCCUUGUAUUUUCGGCGUGCUACGGAUAUCCCGAAUACUUUCGUCGACGAUAACUCAUGGAGGGACUCGGACUCCUGGUAUCGUCAGACCAACAUUGUCCAUAACCCGUUAGAGCUUGCCGGUGUCCCGACGAGCUUGCGCAAGCUGAAGCCCAUGAUUGAUAUCGGCCGUUGGAAUGUUCUCAGGGUAACAUUUCCUAAAAGCUUUGGCCUUAAUCCAAAUUUUUCGCUGGUCUGCAAUCUUCUCAAAGACUACAACGUGAGAAUCGAAGAUGUCGAUAGCUUCACUGUAUGGGAUGGGUCUAAAGAGAGGCCACCUCCCACGGAAAGCUCUUCUCUCGGAGAUCUUUUAGAUCAUACCUAUGUUCACUUAGAUUUUCGCGUACGGUAUCAACUCGAGGUGUGUAUAUCCCAUGGAUACCUCUCGGAAUUCACUAUGUCUCAACCAGAAGCCAGAAAGCUUCUUGAACAUGUUGCGACGGAAAAGAAGGUCUACUUUGACCCCAUGAAGAUAUUCGAUUUGAUAUUCAUCAAGGGUACAACCAACGCUAAAAUACCUUCGCACUGUUGCUACAUGCGCUCGGCAAGGAUCACGCCCAGCACCGUCUAUUUCAAUACCCCCACGGUGGACAUAUCAAAUCGAAUCAUUCGACGAUACAGAGAACACUCUGAUCGGUUCCUCCGGGUCCGUGUCGACAAUACGAGAAACGAAAUUUUCACGCGGGUCAAAAGAACUUUGGCAAAUGGCAUCGUGAUUGGCGACAUGCACUACGAGUUUCUCGCCUUUGGAAACUCUCAGUUUCGUGAGCACGGUGCCUAUUUCUUCGCCGGACAGCCUGGCCUUACUGCCGCGAAUAUCCGAGCAUGGAUGGGAACGUUCAAUAAGAUCCGAAAUGUCGCUAAACACACCGCACGGUUGGGACAAUGCUUCUCAACUACCCGCGCCGUUGCUGGGUCAUCUGUGACGGUUGGAAGAAUUGAUGAUAUCGUGCGCAACGGGUAUACUUUCUCCGAUGGCAUGACCAUGUCCGAACUGAAGAUCAAGACUCCGAACGGGGAGCCCCCAUCCGCGUUCCAAUUUCGCCUUGCUCAGCCGCAGGAGGUUCACAUACGGAAGAGUCAAGAUAAAUUUGAGGCAAACCACAGCGGCCUGGAGAUCAUCCGCUGGUCCCAAUUCUCGAUCGCAACUCUGAACCGCCAAUUGAUCAUUGUUCUGUCCACCCUCGGAAUACCCGAUGGAGGUCUGGAUGAAGCACAGAAGAACCCGAACCAAAUGACACUCAUCGUGAUCCAAGAACCCUUCUUGACUUCAAUACUGACCCUCUGGAGAGCUUGGCAUCUCAAGUAUCUAAAAGAGAAGGCCAAGAUUGUCAUUGAGAAAGGUGCAAAUCUCUUAGGCUGCAUGGAUGAGACAGGUACUCUGAAGGGCCAUUUCAACAACAUCCCCGGAAAGGAUGCAUCCGUUAAGGAACUCAAGGCAGCAUUGCCGGAAAUAUUCGUCCAGAUAAUUGAGGGACUCUGCAUCCUAGCCCGAAACCCCUCGCUUCAUCCCGGCGAUAUCCGCGUCGUGAAUGCAGUGAAUGUCCCAGCUCUACAGCACCUCCAAGAUGUAGUUGUCCUACCGCAGACCGGUGAUCGGGAUAUUGCAAGUAUGUGUUCCGGUGGCGAUUUGGACGGCGAUGACUACCUUGUAAUUUGGGAUCAGGAUUUGGUCCCUGAAGACUGGUUUCGCGAGCCGAUGACCUACACAAGCAACGCGGCCCGGGACCUCGAUCACGAUGUCACCGUCGAUGAGAUAACGUCGUUCUUCGUGACCUAUAUGAAGAACGACUGCCUUCCUCAGGUCGCACACGCACACCUCGCCUGGGCCGAUUGGCUUCAAAAUGGGCUGCAUUCCGACGCUGUGGACUACAACAAAACAGGCAAUCCAGCCAUCAUGACCCGUAAUCUCCGACCUCGUCUCUGGCCUCAUUUCAUGGAAAAGAAUCACCUGCCAAAGGACAAGAUUUAUCAUUCCAGAAAGAUACUUGGCCAGCUUUACGACGCGGUUGAGCGCAUUGACUUCGUCCCCAGUCUCGAGAUGUCCUUCGACGAGCGGAUCCUCAAAUGCGGAGUCCACGAUCUCAAACACGAGAUCAAGACCGAGUUCGAAGUCUGGUCCACGUUCUUCCACGAGGAGCUAGGCGCCCUAUCGUCCGCUCUUCGCGAGGGUUUCAAAUCCAAAUGCUAUGAAAAAGUCGGCGGACGUGAAUUCAAGCAGCUCGCCCCGCUCGUUGUCGCUAUGUAUCGCCUCACUCACGAGGAAAUGUCCGCCGCUUUGGACAAACAUCGCCGCGAGAACCCGCCUGAAAGCGAUGACCUUGUCACCCAGUCGCCGCCGCCACUCGGUUCUCAGAGCUUGGUCCUUGUUCAUAACAAUCAGCCGGCGACUACUUUACCCCCGAGUCUACUAGUGAACGACCUCGUCCCGGGCCCCAUGCUACCCGGUCUACGCCGGGGCACACGUCUCAUCCGGACGUUCGCCACGGGUGUCGAAUCCCUAGAAAACCUCCUCGAUUUCGGCCUUUCCGAAGGGUGCUACGGCUCAUCUUCCGAAUCUGCUACUACUCCCAGCAACGACGAAGAGCGUGCGGGAAACGGGGGCCUUCUGCUUGAGUGGGACAGCAAUGCUAACGCCGAGGAUGUCAGCCCAUCUAUUGAUAACGCAGUCAUUUCAAAUUCGGUUUCAAAAAUGGCAGACGGCAAGGACGGCGCGGUCUUGGACAUCGUGGAAGAAAAUAUCGUUGAGGACGAUGGUCUGAACUUUUCGGCGCUUGAUAGGCUUAGCCGAUUGCUUGAGACCUAA
This is a messenger RNA of Aspergillus candidus, 4068 nucleotides long. RefSeq names its product RdRP-domain-containing protein. The transcript is spliced from 19 exons. The coding region runs from base 1 to 4068 and encodes 1355 amino acids. Gene Ontology annotation, biological process: siRNA processing. The record is from RefSeq and is a predicted model, not a curated record. NCBI's taxonomy places the organism in Eukaryota, Fungi, Ascomycota, Eurotiomycetes, Eurotiales, Aspergillaceae. Gene Ontology annotation, molecular function: RNA-directed RNA polymerase activity. Gene Ontology annotation, cellular component: nuclear RNA-directed RNA polymerase complex.